CUUCACGAGCACACCUAUAACUAUGAGGACGGAGGGAAACUUGCAGCAGAAAGGAUUUUAAUCUCAUGGAUUUCAAAUCAGAAGAGAUCAGAAAGAAACGCUCACCACGAGACUUUUAUGUGUAUUUAAUGCGAUGUGUUUGGGUGACUUUGCAGACUGAAGAUUUUGUUUUCACAAGUGGAUAUGGAUCGUGUUUGUUUUUGCACUAAAGUUUUUCAGCUCUUUUUGGCUGUCAUGCAUGAGACUUUGGUGUUGCAUCAUUCUCUCCUCACAAAUAUGAUUUUUUGGACGGACAUUCACUUUAAAAUGCAACUGAAGCUAUGGGACAAUUUUAUAAAGAAAGAAAACAUUCGUCCUUAUUUGAACAUUUAGUGAAAUGUGUUCAAAUAUAUCCGGAAACAUGGCAGUUAACUGGACUGUUUUUUCAGUUUUUUUACUACCGCUGUUCGCAGUUGGGACAGCUUUCUCUGGGGUCUUCAACACCACCGACAGAGACAUCUUCACAGACGAUUUGCUGCAGGUCAGGCUCACACAAGACAGAGCUGCUGAGCAGUGGAAACUCCAGUCUAGUGAUUCCCAUCCCAACCUGUAUUUUAACCAAGUGGAUGUGUUGCACUUGAGGCAAAGGUCCUCCACCACCCACGGUCACAUAUUUAAAGUCAUCCGGGCUGCUGCGCUCACCAUGCUGUCUAACGCUCCCUUCUACAUGCCCCCUGUCAAACACGCCGAGUUUACAAGCAAGUGGAAUGAGAUUUAUGGGAACAACAUGCCUCCCCUGGCGCUCUACUGCCUGUUGUGCCCGGAGGACUCUGCCGCCCUGCAGUUUCUUGUCAAGUUCAUGGACAGGAUGGCUGAAUACCCGGACUGGAAGGUGACCAGUGCUCCUAACGACGAGGUCCCCAUGGCGCACUCUCUCACUGGCUUUGCUACUGCUUAUGACUUUAUUUACUCCUACCUGGACGCACAGCGGAGGGAUGUUUAUUUAAAGAAAAUUCGUUCUGAGACAGAGGAGCUGUAUGAGCUGUCAAAGUACAGAGGGUGGGGGAAACAGUAUCUUCAGAAUCAUCAAACCACUAACAUUUUAGCCAUUCUAACUGGUGCAUUAGUGGUUGGGUCACAUGAGGACCCGGAGACGAUGUUAUGGAAACAAGUGGCGGUGAAUUACAUGGAGAAAACUAUGUUCCUCCUCAACCACGUCGUUGACGGCUCUCUCGAUGAGGGGGUAGCGUACGGGAGCUACACAGCAAAGUCCAUCACACAGUACGUCUUCUUAGCUCAGCGUCAUUUCAACAUUGACAACAUGCACAACAACUGGCUGCAGGGACACUUCUGGUUUUAUUAUGCCACUCUGUUGCCGGGGUUUCAGAGAACUGUGGGCAUUGCAGACUCCAACUACAACUGGUUUUAUGGGCCAGAGAGCCAGCUUGUUUUCCUGGACACAUUUGUCAUGAAGAACGGAACUGGGAACUGGCUGGCUCAACAAAUCAGAAAGCACCGACCCAAGGACGGUCCCAUGGGGCAGUCGUCAGCGCAGCGCUGGGCCACACUUCACACAGAGUACAUAUGGUACAACAACCACCUCACGCCGCAGCCUCCACAUGACUUUGGCAAAGCGAAGAUGCACAUUUUCUCAAACUGGGGCGUGGUGACCUAUGGAGCAGGGCUACCAAACGGGCAGGGGAAUACUUUUGUCUCUUUUAAAUCGGGCAAGCUGGGUGGCCGUGCGGUCUAUGACAUCGUCCAUGACAAGCCUUACUCCUGGGUGGAAGGCUGGAACAGCUUCAACCCAGGUCACGAGCACCCUGAUCAGAACUCUUUCACAUUCGCUCCCAAUGGGCAGGUUUUUGUGUCCGAAGCCCUUUAUGGUCCAAAAUAUAGUUAUCUCAACAAUGUCCUGGUGUUUAGUCCAUCCCCGACAAGUCAGUGUAACAGUCCAUGGGAGGGUCAGUUGGGGGAGUGCGCUAAGUGGCUGCGCUGGACUGAUGAGGGUGUGGGUGAUUCCAGAGGGGAGGUGAUUGUCGCCUCCUCCCACAGGGACACGAUGUUUGUGAGCGGGGAGGCCGUGUCGGCGUAUUCCCCGGCUAUGAGACUGAAGAGCGUGUUCAGAGCUUUGGUCCUGCUCAACUCUCAGACCCUGCUGGUGCUCGACCACGUGGAGAAGUGGGCCGACUCGCCCGUGAAGUCCUUCAGUGCAUUCUUUCACAAUCUCGACAUUGACUUUAAAUACGUCCCUUUCAGAUUCAUGGACAGAUACAACGGCGCCAUGAUGGAUGUCUGGGACGCUCAUUACAAAAUGUUCUGGUUCGACAGCCAGGGUCGCAGCCCUGACACCAGGAUACAGGAGGCGGAGCAGGCGGCCGAGUUUAAAAAGAGGUGGACGCAGUAUGUCAAUGUCACUUUCCCAAUGACAGGCACAGUCAGCAGGGUAGCUUAUGUUUUACACGGGCCAUAUGUCAAAGUGUCCAAUUGUAGAUUUGUGGAGGACAGUAAAAAUGGCGUGAGACUGUCUUUAACCAUCAACAACACAGAGAGGAUAGUUUCUAUUGCUACAAACUAUAAAGACAUAGGAGCAAGGUCGACUUAUUUAGGAUUCGGCGGUCAUUGUAAAGUUGAGGAUAGGUAUCAAAUCACUCGAUAUGGCCUCGGAACGCAACUCAUCCCUAAACAAAUCAGCAGUGAUAAUCAGCUGUUUGACUUUGGGUUCACAGUCAACGUAAUAGCAGGGGUUGUUCUCUGUGUGGCCAUAGGAUUUCUAACCAUGCAGAGAAAGUUUUAUGUCUGCUUCAGCAGGCUGAUGCGCUACGCCCUCCUCUCUGUGCUCAUUCUGUGGAUUGCUGAGCUGCUGUUUGUGUCUAACAGCUGCGAUCAGCUUCUCUGUGGGGUAAAAUGGAAAGGUGCGGGUGCCAAAAGUGAAGUAAACAAACAAGUCAGACUCUAUGAGCAGCACCGGCUCCCCCUCCCCACCGUCGUCAUAACAACCCUCCCAGGAUCAGGCUCGGAGAUCCUCAAGCACCUUUUCUACAACAGCUCAGACUUUGUUUACAUCAGGGUUCCCACCGAGCACGUGGACAUCCCCGAGACUGAGUUCGAGUUCGACUCUCUGGUCGACGCCUGCGAGUGGUCGAGGUCGGACGCCGUGCACGGACGGUUUAAGAUUAUUCAGGGCUGGCUGCACUCGCUGGUCCACAACAUCAAGCUGCACCUGCAGAACAUUCAGCUGGCGGAGGGCAGCAGGGUCAAACAGCCCCAGAGAGUCGCGCCCUCCCGGGACAGAAAGAAACGAUCCAGGAGGAGAGAGCCGGCGUCCGAGCUGAAGGGCAAACUCCGAGCCAGCCUGGACAGAGAUGCAGAGUAUGUUCGGGAGAUGAGACGCCACGUCGCCGAGUACCCCAACGCCCGGGUGGUCCUCAACAUGCGGAGCGGCAGCUGGGCGUUAAAACUUCCUUUCAUUCAGGAAGUUGUCGGACCUUCUUUGAGGACAAUCUACCUUGUGAGGGACCCCCGAGCGUGGAUUUAUCUCAUGGUUUAUAACAGCAAACCCAGCCUUUACGCCCUUAAAAACAUCCCGCAGCACCUUUCCUUGAUAUUCAAGGAGGACGCCGUGAGGGAUGGGUGCCCGACUGUGGCGCCGGAGUUUAAAGUAAUCCAGAGACUGCUGUCCCGUUCGGAGACGAACCCCGUCCUCAUUCUGGCUCAUCUGUGGCUGGCUCACACCGCAGGAGUGCUGAGGGUCAGCGAGGGCCUCCCCGAGGAGUCCUACCUCCGGGUGAGGUUUGAGGAUGUGGUCAACUUCCCGCAGGAGACGGCGGAGACCAUACACACGUUCUUGGGGGUGCCUGUGUCGCCCGCAGCCCUCAACCAACUUAUUUUCACCACCUCCACGACCCUGUACAAUCUGAUGUAUGAAGGAGACAUUUCACCAGCCAACAUUAACAUGUGGAGACAGAAUAUGCCUCGGAAGGACAUCAGACUGAUAGAGGACAUAUGUGGGGGUGUGAUGAAGAGGCUGGGCUACACCAGGUAGUUAACUUACUGCUGCUGGUCAGCACUGCAAAAACUCAAAUCUAUGUAAGAGUGUCUUUCUUAAAUAUCUUAAUAUGCUUAAUAUGAGCCACGUUCACCUGACAAGUCCAGAUAAAAGUCUUAUUUCAAGAUAGAAAAAGGCCUUGAUUAAUGGUUAAAAGUAGAACAAAUCUGCCAAUGGGGCAAGAAAACGUUACCCGAGUGUCUUGAAUUGGGAUGUACUGACUACUCUUGAUUGUACAUCCCAUUUCAUGACACAUUUCUGGCAGUUCUGAGGCCUCAUUCUCUCGCUUGUAGUAUCUUAAAAUACGAUGUCUGUCUCUGACCUUUCAUGAAGAAUGUGGCUCAUAGAAACAAUGAGAUGGUUUUUUUUUUGACUAGAAAACAGACGAGUACACCUGCUCAGAUUUGAGUUGUUGCUGUACGGAGCUGUCUUGUUUACUGUAGCUGCCGGUCUUAAAGAGUUCUGAAAAGUUUUUUUUUUUUUUUUUUGGUUUUGCACUGACCCCUAAAGUUGAAAAAUAUGUGUUUUCUUUUUCUCUGUUAGUUCUGGGUGUAUGUAAGGUGUUGUUUAAAGUACAGCAACAGAUGUUUGCGAGGGAGGAAUGUAUUACAUUCAAAUAGGUGAAAGGGAGCGUCUGCAGCAGUCCCCCCCCCCUUCCGCUGCCCUUCACUCUUACUCCAAUCAAAGGAAAGACUUUUUGCUGUACUCUAUGCAGAUGAAUGCCACUGAAUUUCAGCAUAAACCUUGUGUUACAGCAACAGAUCAAUUUCCCAGAGAAGACUUAAUGCUGCAUGUCUUAAUUAGAGAUGAGAAAUUAGCCACUUCCUAAUCUGUGAUGUCAGAGGAAUGUCUGUUAGAAAUCCAUAACUGUUAUUUUUUUCUUUUUUUGGAGGGAGGUUGGCCAAGGGACAUUUUGGUGAAUUGGUACAGAAAUGUUAUGAUGCUUAUUAAGAAGCUUAUUUAUUGACAGUCUUUUCAUUUUGUAGCCUGGGACAGACUUUCAAGGACUAAUUUGGCUGUCAAGAAUUUAAUAUCUGAAUUGAAUGCGUGCUGUUCCCUUUAAAAACAAAAAAACAAAUGCUGCAAUAUAUCCGGAGAAACAGACGACAGUAGUGCUUUAUUGCUCUGAUAGAAACAUGUGAAUGAUAAGGAUUGUACUUUGAUUUAAAAGGGACCAUUCUGACGCUCUUAGACGUCAUUACAGCUUGAUGGCUUAGCACUUUCACAUUGACUCCUUUGAUUGUAUGCGAUGCUUUGGUGCAGUAAUCCAAAGCUAAACUUUACUGUAUGUGUGCUCAGUUAGCUUGGAAAUCUCAAACCUCUGAGGACAUUAUGACUAGAAGAAAAGGAAAAGCGAGACAUAUUUAUGGGUUCCAAAGACACAUUUCCCAAAGAAUCAGGGAUGAAUAUGAUUAAUAUAACUCCCUUUGGCAUUUAUUGAAUUAGAUCAGAGGGAAGUGCUUAAUAGGGAUCAAACUGGGAGAAAAAAAACAACCUGUCAGGCUUGACACAUUUUUAGUCAAAGCAAUUUCCAAAGCAUCCCCCUCAGCUACUCAUAUUAAUCUGCAAGAAUGCCAUAACGGAGUCUUUUUCUUUUUUUUUUAUUCUGUUGUUUUAUUGCUGUGCCAUCUUCACUAAAAAGAAAAAAAACAAAGAAAGAAAAAGGACCUGGAGGAUAUACAAACGGCGCAUCUUUGCAUUUCCUGUCGCGGUCAAUCACAAAUCCAAUGAUAUUUUCUCUGGCCCUUUUGUUUUGAAAGAGUUCAGCGAGGCGUGGACCGAAAAACACGGGAUGAAUAUUAAGUGAUGCUGAAGACAAGAAGUCAGAGACCAAAUCCUACUCUGUGAUGUGCUGCUCUUUGGGCGAAAAAAAAAAAGUUUGCUAACCUUUUGCUGCUGUCUUGCAUUACUGUAAAUGGAUCACAUGCAACAUGCAGAGAGCUCACACUCAUCUCGACUUCCUGACUGCAUCUAUACACGUGCAAAAAAAACAAAAACAUACGCUGCCCAUGUGGAAAUAUCUAUCUUUUCCUCGCCUAGAAACAGCCCUGUUUGUUUUUUUUCUUUCUCGAUGAACACUGAAACCCUUGACUGCCUGGAAAAGCCGUUUGAUGUUUGUGCUCUUUGAAUGUGUAGACUUGGCAGACAUGCUCUCACUUUGGUGUUGCAAUCCUGUUACCAACUCUGUUUUGUAUUUGCUCGUGGGGAUAUGGUUCCUUGCUUCUGUGGCCUUGAAUUACAAUCAUUUACUUUCUAUGGGUUUCUUUUUUUUUUUCUGUGAGGACAUGGAGACAAUGUAAAGAAAAUAAUAAAUUCAUAAAUAUAUCUCA
Messenger RNA from Labrus bergylta (ballan wrasse), 6357 nucleotides. RefSeq names its product dermatan sulfate epimerase like. Gene Ontology annotation, molecular function: chondroitin-glucuronate 5-epimerase activity; sulfotransferase activity. The record is from RefSeq and is a predicted model, not a curated record. NCBI's taxonomy places the organism in Eukaryota, Metazoa, Chordata, Actinopteri, Labriformes, Labridae.